Molecule: messenger RNA, 1410 nt
Organism: Hippoglossus stenolepis (Pacific halibut)
Lineage: Eukaryota; Metazoa; Chordata; Actinopteri; Pleuronectiformes; Pleuronectidae
Product: coiled-coil domain-containing protein 13-like
Exons: 10
Coding region: 1-1410 (469 amino acids)
Biological process (GO): cytoplasmic microtubule organization; non-motile cilium assembly
Cellular component (GO): centriolar satellite
Source: RefSeq, a predicted model, not a curated record
AUGGACCACGGCGAUGAGACAAAUGAGUUGCAGUUUCAGUUUGAAAUACUACAGAAACAACAGGAGAAAAAAAAGCUGGAUAGGAAAAAAGCAAAAGAAGCACAUAAGCUUAAUGUCAAUGUUACACAGGAUGAUUCGGAUCAGUUGAAGGAAGACAGUCCGGCAGACAACCUGCCGGCAAACGACAGACUUGUGCAGAAUGACAGUCAGAAUUUGCUUGAGCAGCUGAGAGAGCUACAAGAUGUAAAUGGUCGUCUCUUCAAACUUCUCGAAGAAAAGGAUUUUGAAAUGAAAUACCUGAAGAAGAAAAGAGAAGAGGAACGCCUGGCUUUAGCAUGCACAUCAGACUUGGCUGGAGACACAGCAGCCACCAAGAUUAUUGAGCUGUCCAAGAAGAACCGAGGGCUGAGUGCUGAGGUCGAGCAAGAAAAGAUAAAGUCAAAGCAAAACAGCAACAAAAUCAAAGAGCUUGAGAAAGAGCUGCGGUCUGCGUUGGUGCACGUUCCCCCUGGCCAAACAACUAAAUCCCAGUUUUUUGGUGACUGUGAGGUAAUUAUUGAAGGAAAUCCAGCAGUGAAAUCUCUGCAGGAAAAAUUAGCUGCAUCCCAGCUGAAAGUGGCUGAAUACCGAAACCAGAUUCAAGCCGUCAAACAGGAGUUAAAAGUUGCUCAAAAGGUUUUAAUCAGUGAGGUUGGAGAGCAAGUCAACUUUCAGCAAUUACUGAGCUCCCCGAGCAGCUUUAGAGGUCGCGCUCAACAGGUUCUGGCUCUUCAGAUGAGGGUGCGGGACCUCGAGCAGCAGCUGAAGCGGUCGACUCGGCAGCAACAGCCAAGUGUCCAGACAGAGGAAAGGUGUCUGGGCACAGGGGUCCCUCUAAAAACCAGUCCUCAGCAGAGGAACCUCAGCUACAUCCGCAAAAUCGAGAAUGAGAAGCAGAAGGAGUUUGAGAGGAUCUUGGUGGAACAUGAGGACCUCCAGAAAGAAAACGCAGAUUUGAAGAAAAUGCUGGAAGCCUCAAAAGCCAGGAAUAAAAUUCUGUCUGCUGAAAUGAAAACUCUGAAGGACCAAGUUUCCACCCUGCUGAUGAAGGGUAAACAUGAUGAUGAGCUGGUGGAUUCUUUGCUGAAGACGCAGGCCCAGAUGCAGGAGGUGCUCAGCAAACAGCAGAGCGAUCAGCUCCAGCAGAACGAUGAGCUCCAGCAGAACGAUCAGCUCCAGCAGAGCCAGCAGAGCCAGCAGAACAGUGAACUUGCGGUGCAGAACGCUCACCUGAAGAAUCUUCAAAAGGUUGCUGCUGAGGAAGAAGCGAUCCAAAAAUUACGACAAAUCCAAGUGCUUCCCCUUGAGGAAGAGAGCAAGGAAGCUGCAAUCCAGCCUCCAGACAAUUUGCCCUUCAAGCUUCUGCCCUGA